AUGUCAACACUCUUCUGGUCCACAUGGUUCUUCUGUCUUUCUGUUAAUGCUGAAACAUUUGUCUCUCAGCCUGGGGAGAGCGUCACCUUCGACUGUUCCUUCAUACGAUGUCACGGCACCAUCAGCGAGCCAUUCGGGAUGUAUCUGGUUCAUACUUUAUCCCAGAAGGAACAUGUGCUGUACUAUGUCACCAAAAUGGACACAAAUGAAAACAUUAUUACCCAGAAAAAAAGAUACAUCAACAGGACUAAAACUGUAGGAUCUCUGACAAAAAACACCAUCACCAUCAGCAACCUGACUGCGCUCGACGCCGGCUUCUACUCCUGUGAAUACCACAAACGUCUAUCAAAUGACCUAAUCGAAUGCAACAAUCACAUACUUUUCAUCACUGAAACAGUGUCAUGCAUCAGAUCGGUGACGGCGGGUCCAGGUUCCAGUGACUUGGACUCACUGCACUGUCCAGUUCAGGAACAAUGCCCUUUGGUGUUAAUUAUCAUCACGGCCUGCACCAUCACUGUCAUGGUAACCAUCAUCCUCAUCCUGCUGAUCAUCCUGAUGGAAAAACUGCGGCAGAGAGCUUUCACAAGAAGACGCGUCUCUCAGACCUCUGGGGAAUUUGUUUACGAAGUUAUGAACAAAAAUGGUUUCCACCCUCGACCAGCAAUGGAUCAGACGCCCUGUUCCCCGAGGUGCAGCUUGUAGUGUGUUCUUUUCUGCAAAUAUUUGAGAGAAGCAAUGGCC
This is a messenger RNA of Thalassophryne amazonica, 741 nucleotides long. RefSeq lists its product as uncharacterized. The transcript has 4 exons. Lineage: Eukaryota; Metazoa; Chordata; Actinopteri; Batrachoidiformes; Batrachoididae. The coding region runs from base 1 to 702 and encodes 233 amino acids. Gene Ontology annotation, biological process: adaptive immune response. The record is from RefSeq and is a predicted model, not a curated record. Gene Ontology annotation, cellular component: membrane. Gene Ontology annotation, molecular function: signaling receptor activity.